Messenger RNA from Astrephomene gubernaculifera, 730 nucleotides. The record is from the annotation of a GenBank genome assembly. NCBI's taxonomy places the organism in Eukaryota, Viridiplantae, Chlorophyta, Chlorophyceae, Chlamydomonadales, Astrephomenaceae.
UUAUCGCAAGUCCUAAUCUACAAUUAGAGCUCAACCAAAGGCUGACGUGACACUGCUCGCUUAUUCUUUACCUGCUGUCGUUGAAAUAUCCUGGAAUUUGUGCACUAUAGUAUUACUUAGAUAAGCUUGUCCUCAUACUUCUUUUGAGGCAGCGGCAAAGAUAUUUCAGGACCCUCGGCAGCUGCCCUUUGCUCCGCUAGACACUUGACAGGAGCUCACGACGAUGGGUGGUGAAAAGCUUCUAGACCAGAUCUUUAACCUUAAGUUUACAGCAAAGCAGCUCGCACGGUCGGCGGUAAAAUGCGAGAAAGAGGAGAAGGCGGAGAAGCUGAAGGUCAAGAAGGCCAUCGAGAAGGGUAACAUGGAGGGCGCCAAGAUUUACGCGCAGAAUGCCAUCCGCAAGAAGAACGAGCAGCUCAACUACAUGAAGCUGGCCAGCCGGCUGGACGCCACCGUCAGUCGGCUGGAGACGCAAGCCAAGAUGGCCAUGGUUCAGAAGAACAUGGCGGGCAUCGUGAAGAGCCUGGAGAAGGCCAUGGCCAGCAACAACCUGGAGACCAUCGCAAACACCAUGACGCAGUUCGAGAAGCAGUUUGAGAACCUGGACCUGCAGACGCAGGUGGUGGACGACGUGAUGGGCGCGCAGGCGGCGCUGUCCACCCCCGAGGAGGAGGUGUCGGCGCUGGUGGCGGCGGUGGCGGAGGAGCACGGGUUGGAGCUGGCGCAGGGG